Messenger RNA from Cyprinodon variegatus (sheepshead minnow), 1440 nucleotides. RefSeq names its product trace amine-associated receptor 13c-like. The record is from RefSeq and is a predicted model, not a curated record. The transcript has 4 exons. NCBI's taxonomy places the organism in Eukaryota, Metazoa, Chordata, Actinopteri, Cyprinodontiformes, Cyprinodontidae. Gene Ontology annotation, molecular function: G protein-coupled receptor activity. Bases 280 to 1440 code for a protein of 386 amino acids. Gene Ontology annotation, cellular component: membrane. Gene Ontology annotation, biological process: G protein-coupled receptor signaling pathway.
UGCUCCUCUGGAGAAGAAACGCUUUUAACUGGAUUUAACUUCUGAAAAGUCAACAUUUAAACCUGGAUUGUUUUUCCUUUAUUACACCUUUUUCUGCAUAAAUGAGCAACAACUGAAGUCUGUGAAAAUGCUGCUCCUGGUGUUGCCAUGCCUGAGGUCCGGCUGCAGGGAUGACUUCCGCUUGUCAUCUUCACUCAAGGAAGGCCUACCACGUCUGAUCAUGGUUUCCUGAGCAUCUCUUCCGCCAAAGCAUCCCAGGGAUCAUUACCCUUUUGGGCCAUGACUGCACCUCUUCCAAACACCAGCAUUCCCGGGAGCGCAUCAGCUCUACUGUUGACCUCUGACUAUCUGUUGAACCUGACUGCGGCUUCACAGGUGGGACAUGGCUCGGCCCAGUCACUCCCACCGCUCUGCACCCUCUGCUGCUGUGGAGUUCUCAACCGCAUCCUAGCUGUGGCAUUCAUGGUCACCCUGGCAUUCGCAGUUGUGAUUGGAAACGUGGUCACUCUAACAGUGUUUGUGCAAACCAGGCAGUCAAGAACACCACAAGGAUACUUAAAAGUAUCUCUGGCCGUAGCGGACAUGAUGGUGGGUGUUCUUGUGGUUCCUUUCUCUGUCUACACUGAAAUCUCCCUGAUGGUGACCAACGCUCCUCCAAUCUGGUACCAGGGUGGUACAUCUUCAUCCUUCAAUGAUCUGGGGAGCCCCUGGCAGCCCUGCAUGCUAAUAGGUCCCGUGUUUGCAGGAUGCACCUUCGUUUCCAUCAGCACCAUCUUCCUGAUGACCUUGGAGCGCAGCGUGGCCAUUCUGUGGCCGCUGCACAAGGACUCUCUGGUGACCAGAAGACGAACGCUGCUCCUCAUCCUGCUGUCUUGGGCAGCCAGCUUCCUGUUGGCUCUCGCACCUCUUAUCUUCAGCAGCAACUUUACGUUGGAGUACAAUGAGUGCAGUCGCAUGUGUAACUACGCCCCACUGUUAUUUGAAGGCCGGCUCCCGCCUGAUGCCAACAUAUUGCUGUUGUUCCCAGCAUUUGACUUCACACUUUUGGGUGGCACAUUAGCAGUCAAUAUUGUGUCCUUUACAAGCAUUCGCCAGUACACCCGGAAACGCAAACUGCUCUCAGUAGGGAGUCUGAGUGAUGGAGGGGGAGGAGGGGGAGGAUGCUCCCACAGACCAUCAUUUUCAGACAUUAAGGCUGCAAAAACUAUCGGCAUACUGACAUUCGCCUUUACAGCAUCUUUUUCUCCUAUUGCUGUGUUUGUGCUUGGAAACGUGGUGGGAUACGAGUGGUGCAACUUUUCUUUUGUUGCCUUCUGGAUUCUGACAGGAAACAGCUGCUGUAAUGUCAUCAUCUACAGCGUGAGGGACCACCGCUUCAGGAAAGGUGUGACCCUGCUUUUUCAAAGAGAGCAGUCUCCCCCUCGUGGUGAGAAGACCUGA